GUAGCUUCGCCCACUGCUCACAUCACAGAACCCUCUCCCUCCCGGUCUCUCCUGGCGGGCGUCGGGAGGGAGAGAGAGAGAGGAGUAGGGUCCAGCCUGAUGUACCCCAUGUGCCAGUGGCGUCCCCAGCGGGAAAUCCGCCACUACCUGCCUCAACCUCCAGCGCUCGUACUGGAAAGCUCCACUGUCCAGCAUGGCGGCCGCGCUCACAUUGGCUCGUCACGUGCUCCAAGCCGUCAGCAAUCGCCAUGGUGACGGCUAAACAAAACUAAAACCCAAGGAGCAGCGAACAUGCCGGCGGCGGCGGCUUCUGCGGAGGCUGUGGUGCAGAAGAAGAGGAGUUACUGCAGCAUUCAUGAAGCAGUGAAGUGCGGAGAUGUGGAACAGCUGGCCGUGAUGGUGAAGAACGGGGCGCACGUUAAUGAGGUGGAUCCCAUCCACAAAUUUACUCCCCUGCACUGGGCUGCACACUCGGGAAGCCUGGAGUGUCUUCACUGGCUGCUGUGGCACGGAGCAGACAUCACUGGUGUAACAACAAGAGGAUGGACGGCAGCGCAUUUAUCUGCUAUCAGAGGCCAAGACGCAUGCAUGCAGGCCCUGGUCCUGGGUGGAGCAAACCUAUCCACUAAAGAUGACCGGGGGUGCUGCCCGGCGCACUUAGCUGCGGCCCAUGGCCAUUCGUUCACUUUGCAAACUAUACUUCGUAGCGGAACGGACUCCAGCAGCGUGGACGUCAGUGGCUGGAACCCUGUGCAUUAUGCUGCAUUUCACGGCCGGCUCGGCUGCUUACAGCUCCUGGUGAGGUGGGGGGCUUCUGUGGAGGUUGUUGAUCAGAACGGAAACUCUCCAGUGCACUUAGCUGCCAUGGAGGGGCACCUGCACUGCUUAAAAUUUCUGCUUAGUAAAGUCACCAGUGUCACACAGGCAUUAGGAGCGAGGAACAGUAAUGGGGACAACUCAAAGGACCUGGCUCGGAAGUUUUAUAAGGAGAGGAUUGCCCAGUACAUAGACGGGGUGGAAUAUGAGCGGGACCACCCAGAGGAACAAGAGAACUUGGCAUUUCCUGCUCAUGUUGCUGCCUUCAAAGGUGACCUGGUAACCCUACGAAAACUGGUAGAGAGUGGAAUCAUUAAUAUUAACGAACGCGAUGACAAAGACUCCACCCCCUUACAUAAAGCUGCAGGGCAGGGGCGGAUCGAGUGCCUACAGUGGCUCCUGGAAAUGGGGGCAGACUACAACAUUACCAAUGAGGCCGGCGAGACCCCAAAGGAUAUUGCUAAAAGGUUUGCGCAGCUCGCAGCCAUCAAGCUCCUAGGAGGGAGAGUGGACCAAGAUUCUGAUGAAGAAUUAAGCGAAGAUGAUCCAAUGUUUUUCGAAAGACACGGAGUGGAAGGAAGCACCGAUCAGCUGGAUGACGUAAACCUGAGCGAUGCCGAGCGGAAGCGGGCACGUGUGAGAGCUUACAACAAGAUGAGAGAACUCGAGAAACUUCUGGAGAUUGCAAAAAGCAAUUAUAAGCAUCUUGGGGGGAUCCUGGAAGAAGAAAGUCAGAGGAAGAGAGAACAGAAAGCGUCUGAGAGGAAGAUGAAGGACCUGGAGGACCAGCUGGAGUAUGAACGCCUGCGCAGGGAGAAGAUGGAGAUUCAGCUGGAUGAGUACAGAGUACAGGUCGCCCAGCUCAACGGCUGCCUGGAACAGAUGAAGCCCCCGCCACGGGCCGGCGGGGAAAAGCUAUCAGAGGCAUAUAAGGAGAAGAAGAAGACCAGGAAGAAAAGCGUUCAGCAGCAGAGCCCUGGAGGCGUGUUUGUGAGGAGAGUCAGUGAGAAGUAACAUGGCGGCUGGCAAGACAUGCAGGGGAUUAUGGGUAGAGAGCUGCAGGUCACCUGUAACUGAGCUACAGCAAUAAUGUUAUUUAUAAGCAAUAUAUCAUCAAUAAAUCUACAGCAUAUUUUGAAAUUA
This is a messenger RNA of Pseudophryne corroboree (corroboree frog), 1959 nucleotides long. RefSeq names its product ankyrin repeat domain 42 (gene ANKRD42). The coding region runs from base 292 to 1830 and encodes 512 amino acids. The record is from RefSeq and is a predicted model, not a curated record. The transcript has 12 exons. Gene Ontology annotation, molecular function: protein binding. Gene Ontology annotation, cellular component: nucleus. Lineage: Eukaryota; Metazoa; Chordata; Amphibia; Anura; Myobatrachidae.